Molecule: messenger RNA, 1899 nt
Organism: Cladophialophora yegresii CBS 114405
Lineage: Eukaryota; Fungi; Ascomycota; Eurotiomycetes; Chaetothyriales; Herpotrichiellaceae
Exons: 1
Coding region: 1-1899 (632 amino acids)
Molecular function (GO): protein binding
Source: RefSeq, a predicted model, not a curated record
AUGCCUCCCAGGGAGGACGGGGCAACACCAAAGUCCUUCACCUGGAUAACGGGCAACCCACGGAGCAGGAAGAACAUCACACAGAUCCGGCGACAUGCGGGGCAAAAUUCCGGGGUGAAAGCUGAGAAUUGCGCUAGAGCUCAGUCGAGCUCGUCUCCCAAACCUGGCCAAAGAAGUUCUGCAAAGCCUUCUAGAGCUAUUCAUCCUUUACCAAGGACUUAUGAUGCGGACGGACAUCCUCCGAGUGCUCACGCAGAACAGGCGAUAAGUCCUCAUGUGCACUACCCUCCUGCUGCGGCAGAAUUUGCACCGGCUCCGUCAUUGGUUAUCCAUGAGCAGGUUGUCAUUCCUCAGCCUGGCCACCCUGAUUCGCCUUCGGCGGCCGCCUCAGCAUCGAUCAGCGAAGACGUAGCCCCAACACGAAAACUUGCCAUCUGGGAUUUGGUCAACCACUCGGUUGAGGAAGAAGAACAACAUACAUUACAGGUGCUUGCCUCGACCCCUGGACGGGACACCGAGGACAACAGGCAGGGCUACUUCAGCGGUCGCACAGCUCGAGCAGAACUCAAGCAAGCCUUGAGCGAAGCCCGAUCCGACUCGCCGCCACAUACGCGCAAAUCUACGCCGCCACCACCGACGACCUUCACCCUGCAAGCCAACGUCUCGAAAAGGCGAAAAGCCACGAGUAGCGCGACCUCCGACUCGCACGUCUCAUGGCGGCUCGGUAUGCCACCUUCACCCCGGCUCAUGUCAUUGACGAAGGAGGACUCACAAAUCGAGCAGACCCUUCUACGAACAAGCGCCUUCUUCUGGGGCCAAUUCGAGUCAUCAUGGUCCGCCCAACUGCGCGAAAGAGGCAACACCUACUUUGACAAGAUCUCCGGAAUGGAAAGCUUCGCUGGAUCCAUCACUACAGCCGGCGGGCUCCUGGCACUGGGGCAGGUGGACUCGGCCUCUUCGAUCCUUGACAGCGCUUUGCCCAAGCUCCCGGAGUUGCUGACAUCGCAGCACCCGCAAGUCUGCUGGCUGUUUGCGGACCUUAGCCUCAGCGCCAGCUCUGACACCGCGCUAGGCCGUCUACGCAGCCAGGUGAAACGAGUAGCCGCGUCGGCAUCUCACACAACCCUGGGGCCCUCGCACCCGAUCACGAAGCUUCUACACCUGACUUUUCCGGCCACGGCUGAGGCUGACGCCCAACGCCUGUACCUCCGCGAAUUGAUCCAGCGCAGAAUCCAUGAGCUGCACGAAUCUCUCUUCGAGCCUAACUCGUACCAAACCACCGGGCAAUAUUACUACCUUGCCCGCGUGCUCGGGCAGGUCGGGCAAUUGGAGAAGGCGCGCGACAUCCUGGCCGAGGUUGUCGCCAUGUGGGAAGCCAUGUACGGCGUCAACCAUAUCAUGCCCAUCACGGGCCUCCUCGAGCUGACGAGAGCGCACCUGUCGUUGAACGACGCCUCGACCGACACCGAGGCCCUCCUCUCCGAAGCCCUCCGCCGCACACUGACACUCGAGAAAGCAACCGCAACCGCAAGCCAGGACCCGACAUCUCGGACAGCAGGUCUAACCCACUCACGCAUCGGCUGUCUGCGCACCCUCGGCCGCUUACACGUCAUGCGUGGAAACCUGGCAACCGCCCUGAUGCAAUAUACUGCGGCCAUGAGCGUUGGGGUCGAAGAGCUAGGCGUCCAUGUCCCGGCCGUGCAGUUGGCUUUGGCGGACCUCGACGCCGUCAGCCAGAUGGUCCGUGCGCAUAGAGACGGCGAUGAGAGUGUCCGACUGGAGUGGUUGAAGAGGGUCCCCGUCGAGGUGGGCAUCAGGUGGGUGAACAAAAAUGAAGGCUCGGGGGCAAUGGACCAAGCUUCUGUUGGUGCUGAGAAGUUGAAUGUGAGUAACCCUUAG